Molecule: messenger RNA, 1614 nt
Organism: Triticum turgidum subsp. durum (durum wheat)
Lineage: Eukaryota; Viridiplantae; Streptophyta; Magnoliopsida; Poales; Poaceae
Source: the annotation of a GenBank genome assembly
AUGGAGGAGGCUCCCGAUCUGGCCUCCGUUGACGGCGGCGAGGGUAUCUCGCCGCUCUACCUGGCGGCAUCGACUUCCUCGUUAGGGAUCGUCCGCGCGCUGCUACGCCCCUCGCACGACGGAACACCGUCGCCGGCGUCGUUUUCUGGUCCGGAGGGACGGACUGCUUUGCAUGCUGCGGCAGCUGUUAGCAAAGAAAUAGUUCAAGCAAUCCUGGGUUGGGACAAAGAUUCAACUUUGCUAACCAAAGUUGAUUCAUCAGGAAGAACACCUCUCCAUUUUGCAGCAUUGUAUGGAAGACUCGAUGUUGUGGAGCUAUUCCUGGAUGAUCAUGCUUCCCUCCGGCUAGCUAGCAUUUCUGAUAACAACGGAUCAUUUCCUGUCCACGCUGCUGCUAUGGUGUGGGACAGAAGAACCGUCCUUGAGCUCAUAACUGAAUUCCCCGACUUUUAUGAACAGGUUGAUAAUCAGGGAAGAAACCUUCUCCAUCAUGCUGUCGAGCAUGGUCGGGAGUGGUUGGUUCACCAAAUUUGCGAAAAUGACGAGUUUGCGAUGCUGUUGAAUGCGACUGACUCUCAUGGAAAUACCCCGCUCCAUCUUGCCGUCAAAAGUCAAUAUCCAGGAAUUUUUUAUUCACUGUUGGCGACGCCAAGUGUGAACAUGGGCAUUACCAACAAAGAUGGCCUCACUGCUGGAGAUCUUGCUUUCAUGGCAAGAAAACCUGAAAGGAUUUACUAUUUCCUGGAUCCGUGUGCCAUUGCGGAAAAUUGUAUGUACUGGUUAAGAGCACCAAGAACUUUAGAUGGACUUCUUGGCUUGAACGACAAACCAGCUGCACAGAAGAAUAGUGAGAAGGAUGCACCAGAGGUGUUCAAUCCCGGUGCACAGAAGGGUAGUGAGAACGAUGCACCAGAGACAGAGAAACAAGACGACAUGACGAAAACCGGGACAAUCGCAUCAGCUGCACCAGAGAGACAACAAAACUACAUGACGACAAAUAGGUCAACUGUAUCAGCUCUGAUCGCCACCGUGGCAUUCGCGGCAGCUUUCACCGUACCGGGGGGCUUUGUCACCGACGACCACGCUCGUGCGGGGACGGCAAUACUGGCGAGACGUUUUGCGUUCAAAGCAUUUGUGGUGUCAGACACAAUGGCAUUCGUCUGCUCCAUCGUCGCCACCUGCUUCGACAUAUAUGGCGGCGCACAGGAGAUUCCCGACAGCCACCGUCGCAGUUACAAGUUGCUGGCAUCUGGCUUGGUGCCGAUAGGAUCACAGUCGAUGAUUGCUGCGUUCGCAUUUGGGUUUCACCUCGUCGUGGGCUCAGUCAACCGUUCGCUCAUCAUCUUAGUUUACAUCUUGUCCUUGGUUGCAGUGCUCUUCUGCUUCCCUGGCAUCUGGGCUCCCGUCCAUCUUGGGAUGGGAAAAGCACUAUGGCGUCGAGCCGGAUGGAAGGGACUUGCCAACAUACACAAGCGCCCAUCGAACCAGCCGCUAUUGUUCCUCUUGUUGAGUAGCUUUCUGUUCAUAAAUGUUAGACGACCAUUGUUCGUAUUGCUCAUCUCCGCUACGUUCGUCGUCGCCAUCAUACUUAGCAUUGCUUUGCCAAACUACUGA